Molecule: messenger RNA, 303 nt
Organism: Cylicostephanus goldi
Lineage: Eukaryota; Metazoa; Nematoda; Chromadorea; Rhabditida; Strongylidae
Source: the annotation of a GenBank genome assembly
AUGUGCGAUAAAUACACUUACGUGCAGCAUCAAUAUGUGGAAACCUAUAAAAUGGAAGAAAUUAGCAAAUUUGAACAGGUGGCCAAAGAACAUGCAUCUCAAUUAGCCGAACGUAAUGCCAGAGCUUUUUUCACACAGAAAGAUUGGACAAAACGAGAUUGGGAUUGGGUUUCAGGCGUUGCUGAGGUAAACAAUCCGAUGUUUGCCAGAUUGAGAUUGAUAGCAGCUGAGAAGACGAAAACUACGAUGUACACACCAUUACAACUCUGGAAUGACCACAAGGUUACAAUCAUACAUUUUUAA